CAUGUGUCUGUGGUUGCUCUUCCCAGAACAUGGUGAUGAGUUUUCGAGUCUCCGAUCUUCAGAUGCUCCUGGGUUUCGUCGGCCGGAGUAAGAGUGGACUUAAGCACGAACUUGUCACCCGGGCCCUCCAGCUGGUCCAGUUUGACUGUAGCCCUGAGCUGUUCAAGAAGAUCAAGGAGCUCUACGAGACACGCUACGCCAAGAAGAGCUCAGAACCCGUCUCCCAACCCCACCGGCCCCUGGACCCCUUGACCAUGCACUCAACCUACGAACGGGCCAGCACUGUGCCCAGGACUCCACUCACAGGCCCCAACAUUGACUACCCUGUGCUCUAUGGGAAGUACUUAAAUGGACUCGGACGGUUGCCUGCCAAGACCCUCAAGCCAGAAGUGCGCCUGGUGAAGCUGCCCUUCUUUAACAUGCUAGAUGAAUUGCUGAAGCCCACUGAACUGGUUCCACAGAAUAACGAGAAGCUUCAAGAGAGCCCAUGCAUCUUCGCAUUGACGCCCAGACAGGUGGAGCUGAUAAGGAACUCCAGAGAACUACAGCCUGGGGUCAAGGCCGUGCAGGUCGUCCUAAGAAUCUGUUACUCAGACACCAGCAGCCCACAGGAGGACCAGUACCCACCCAACAUCGCUGUGAAGGUCAACCACAGCUACUGCUCAGUCCCGGGCUACUACCCCUCGAAUAAGCCCGGAGUGGAGCCUAAAAGGCCCUGCCGCCCCAUCAACCUCACUCACCUCAUGUACCUGUCCUCGGCCACCAACCGCAUCACCGUCACCUGGGGGAACUAUGGCAAGAGUUACUCGGUGGCCUUAUAUUUGGUGCGGCAACUGACCUCCUCCGAGCUGCUGCAGAGGUUGAAAACCAUCGGGGUCAAGCAUCCGGAACUGUGCAAGGCACUGGUCAAAGAGAAGCUUCGCCUGGACCCUGACAGUGAGAUCGCCACCACCGGCGUGCGGGUCUCCCUCAUCUGCCCACUGGUGAAGAUGCGGCUGUCCGUGCCCUGCCGGGCAGAGACCUGUGCUCACCUGCAGUGCUUCGACGCUGUCUUCUACCUCCAGAUGAACGAGAAGAAGCCUACCUGGAUGUGUCCUGUGUGCGACAAACCUGCCCCCUACGACCAGCUCAUCAUAGACGGGCUCCUCUCCAAGAUCCUGAGUGAGUGUGAGGAUGCCGAUGAAAUUGAAUACCUGGUAGAUGGCUCAUGGUGCCCGAUCCGUGCCGAGAAGGAGCGCAGCUGCAGCCCCCAGUGCCCCAUCCUCGUGCUCGGCACCUCAGACACCAAUGGGCUCCUAUCCAGCCCCAACGUCAACGGUGGCGGUGGCAGCAUGCUUGGGGGCUCUGGAGGCGGGGGCAGCACAAUGGGCAGCAUUGAAAAUGGGAAGCUGGGAGCUGAUGUGGUGGACCUUACGCUGGACAGUUCCUCGUCUUCAGAGGAAGAGGAGGAGGAAGAGGAAGAUGAGGAGGACGAGGAUGAGGAUGGCCCCCGGCCCAAGCGCCGCUGCCCCUUCCAGAAGGGCCUGGUGUCGGCCUGCUGACGGAUCGUCACCCACCACCAACUGGUCGGACACUCAAAUUUUCCUGGUGCUCACCACGCAGAGGGGUUUUGGGGUGCAGAGGGAGGAGUGAUUUUUUUUUUUCUUUUUAUUGUUCAUAUGGUUUUCCACCCCUUUCCCUGGAUCCUGGCACCUGUACCUCUGGACUCUCCUAUUGGAGGAUUAAAAAAAAAAAGUAAAAUUACAAAAAAAAAAGUACAAAAGAGAAAAAUGAAACAAAAAACAAACUCUUAAAAACAAGACGAGCCACCCACACAGCUGUUUCCCCAGCAGGAUUCAGAACCCAGAAGAGGGAUGGGCAGGACACUGCAUCCUCCCAGAUGCCCCGCCUCUUCUGAUGACCAUUCCAGCUGGUACAGAGGGACCUGGGGCUGGUGGGGGCAACAGGGAGGACUGAGGGGCUCCCUGGCAGCAGCCACGACUUGGACAUUCAUGUUCCUUUGCUUUUCUUCUCUCUGUGAACUGUCCUCUUGCCAGAGACCCUGGAAUGGGCCUCUGAGCAGUGAGAGUUUUAGCCAAGAAGCCAUUGAGCAGGUGGGUGGGGGUGGGCUAGGGAGGGCUUAGCCACAGAUGUGUUGUAUUUUUUGAAAGUGCAAUAACUUGGUAUUUUGAAGACCCAGCAUGUGGCCAGAACCCCCUUUGAGGUGGGGGCUUCAGGGUGUGGCACCGUGUGGCGUGGGGGGUCUCAGUUCUUUAGCCAGCUACCUCGGUAACUCCAAUUCAGGUUAACUUCCCUACGGAACAGUGCAGAUGUCCACGGGUGCCACCGCCGGGAAGGUGGCCACCUCUGAGGGGCAGCAGGGACUCCUGCCCCGUCCUCUUAAUUUGGGGUGGUUCCUUCCCCUCUUGCUCUUGGGUUUUCCGACGGGUACGAGGCCUGCCCUGCAGCCCCUCCCCCUGGAGCCUCAUACUCGUCUUCCAACAGGACUGGGCUAGGGGCCACCCUUUAGCAACCCAAUUAGCCUUGGGGGUGGUCCAGCAACCAUGGGGCUUCCAUAGCAACCCCAGAUGCCUCCAGGGACCUGCAGCUGGGUGCUUGGCCCACCACCCAGCAUCCUUGCCCCCUCAGAAGCCACAACACCCCAGACCACUUCUGCCUGCCCUCCUGUUUUGCUUUUUCUCUUCCCUGUCCUUUCCCCACCAACCCCAGAAUAAUUUUCCUUUGUAUAAACAACUCUACUAGUCAGGAAGCAAUAUCAUUUCAGGUCUAAAGACAAAAAGGACAUAAAUCUGGUCGAGGGCAAAUUCAGUUUUACUGUAUAGACUCAGUUGCGCAGUCCAGCCUCCCUCAGUCUGCACUGGCAGCUGAAGGCCGCUGUUUUCUAAUAUUUGUAUUCUAAUUUAAUUGUUUUUUUAAAAAUGCAAAUAAAAAGGUCAAGGUGAAGCCA
Myotis davidii is the source of this 2947-nucleotide messenger RNA. It is a transcript of the gene PIAS4, whose product is annotated as protein inhibitor of activated STAT 4. Gene Ontology annotation, biological process: protein sumoylation; regulation of transcription by RNA polymerase II. NCBI's taxonomy places the organism in Eukaryota, Metazoa, Chordata, Mammalia, Chiroptera, Vespertilionidae. The transcript is spliced from 10 exons. The record is from RefSeq and is a predicted model, not a curated record. Bases 30 to 1541 code for a protein of 503 amino acids. Gene Ontology annotation, molecular function: transcription coregulator activity; zinc ion binding; SUMO ligase activity.